AUGACCAUCAAAGUAUCGUACACGCUCGGCUUCAUCAGAUGUCCCGAGACCAACAAGGUGCUCCUCCUCAACCGGAAUAAGCCGCCCUGGAUGGGAAAAUGGAACGGGAUAGGCGGCAAGUUGGAGCCGAACGAGACACCAGUGGAGUCAAUGUACCGGGAAGCGGAAGAAGAGACGGGCUUGGACUUGUCCAACUUCAGGAGCCGCGGCGUGCUAACUUGGGAAAUCGCCGUCACUAAUAAAAAAGAUGCCAUUUACGUGAAACAUGGGUUAAACGAGCUGAGUAUGCCCGUCACGGGCGGUCUUUAUUUGUUCACUGCUGAUAUCACAAAGGAGCAAUUUGAGAAUUAUCGCACUCCCUUAGUUUACAACGACGAAGGGAUCUUGGAUUGGAAAGAUUUGGAGUGGAUCACGUACGAGUUCAAUAUGGGCGUUGUUGAUAAUGUCAAGUUUAUAUUCCAGCAUUUGUUCGACUCGUGCGAGGCGGAUUUGUUCACUGCCAAAUAUGAGAAUUUGGAGUUGGUUGACGUGCAGUAUUUGCCGGGGAAGAACCCGUUGUGCGGGGCGCCGUUGAGCAACACCGAGACUAUAUCGUGA
Messenger RNA from Lodderomyces beijingensis, 597 nucleotides. NCBI's taxonomy places the organism in Eukaryota, Fungi, Ascomycota, Pichiomycetes, Serinales, Debaryomycetaceae. The record is from the annotation of a GenBank genome assembly.